CGCACACACACGGAUACACACCAACACAGAGAGUCAGAGCAGAGGAGCUCUCAUCCUGAUCGGUGCCAGACGCACUGUCGACUUUUUGUUUUUGCGCGAGUUUAACUACAGUUUUGUUUAGUUUUUUGAAUUAAGGGUAGUUCAUAAUUCAGUUUGGUGUCAGGUUUGAUUUGUGUCAAAAUUGUGGCUGGUUUUUCACGGCUAUUUGGAAUAUAUUUAAAUAUAUAAGGUGGAUACUCCACGACGCGCAGAAGUCAUCUUGAAAAAGUUCGUCCAGGAUUGUUUCUUUUUGACGCAGGAGCGCGCAGCAGCUCGGAGCGCUACAACUUGUCGGCGAGAUUUUGGGGUGUUUUUUUGACUUGAGUGGUCCCAGAAAUGGUGGGGCACCUACAUUUACAAGCGAUGGAUGAUAGCCUGAAAGGAAAGAACCGGGAAGGGCUGCUCGACAGUCCGGAUUCGGGGUUGCCCCCCAGCCCCAGUCCGCCCUUCUGCUCACUCUCUCCGGGUCUGAUCGAGUCACGCUCCGGCAGCUGCACGACGCCCGUCGAAAGCCAUCAUGGAUACUAUAAAAAGGAAAGCAGAGAAGGCAAACUGCUGCCCUACCUGCUGCUUAACUCCACGGGCACAGACCCAAAGACUCGCAUGUACCCUGUGUUCUUUGGGGAAAGCAUCGAGGUCAACCCCAAACCAGAGCAGGAAAUCAAGUGCAACUCUGAGGUCAAGUACGACUCCGACAAGCAUUACAGAGACCGGGUGUACUGCGCCCCCGUCCCCACAGCCACCUCCUUCAGCGAGACAGUAGUGGCAGUGCGGAACUGCACUUGGAGGAGCUACAAGUCCCAGGUGUACCUGGAGCCGCGGCAGAAGCCAAUCAGCUACCAGAGCACCACCAUCAUCUAUCCGAAGCACGCCAAGAACACUUACCGCACCACGCUCAACUACAACGCCACAGGCUCCCGCCGCUGGUUUGUCUCCACAGUGCAGCUGGAGUCGAGCGAGGACACUAGUCCCUGUAUCAUCUACACAGAGGACCUGUAGGGCCCAGACGGCACUGGGAGAGGGCUACCUGGUGAUCAUCACGUUUGUUUUGGAGGACGAGGAACUUGGGAAGGCCCGUAUCGAAAGGGAAAUACUUCAAGUAAUACCCGGAGCCCCUAAAAAUCCUACUCUGUUCAUCUAUACUCACCAUGGAGGAAACUCUGGGAACCCUUUAGUGAUGUUUCACCUGAGUGUAUUUAGACUUUCUACUGAUGCAGUCUUUAAAAAGGGAGUCUGUCCUCCGGCAGUUUAAAGCUGCACUUCAAUGGUUAAUGUCUUAUUUAAUACAAGAGCUGACAAAUUGGUGGCCUUUGCUCUCUUUUCAGGUUGGAUUGUAACCUCAGUGAAGGUAACAGACUGUAAACGUCUGUGCAUGUAGAGAAAAGUCGAGAAGAUGUGUGGUGGAUUUCAGCCGAGCCUGCGCAAACCCAGUCACACCAAUGCAAAGCUUUCUAAUAUGGCUUUAUUGCACUUGUUUUCUAUAUAUCACAGUCCUCCCAGCGGACUUGGCAUUGCAGGGGGGGGGAUGUCAGUACAGCAUAUAAAACAAAAUUGGACCAAAGAUAGUUUGAGCAGUUUAUAUCUUUGUAAUAACCCCACACUCUGAGACAGAGCACUUGAUUUUGUUUUACAGUUUUAAUUAACACACAAACAGCAGCCUGUCUAGUUUGAUCAAGCAUUUAAUUAAACCCUCUACACUCUGCAAGGUGUCCUGUUUAUUCAGCUGAGUGCUCUGCAGAAUUAAGACUAAUGAAUAGAAGGAUCACAGCACAAUAACAGCAGAUUGCCAGGAGAAUAAGUUUAAAAAGGGAGAUAUUUAAAGCCUCUGAAAACUUAGGUUUCAAAUCUUAAAUUGUCUGUAACAUUCAAUAUUCAACAAUACUGGAUCACCGCAGUUAUGGUUUUUAUCUUAUGUUAAACCUCUGUUAAGACUUAAUUUGAAUACUCUGGUUGAGAUUAUAAAUGAGGGUGUUUUGGUAAACAGGUUCUUUUUAGCUUGUUUGGCUGCAGAGCAACAAUCAAUGAAGUUGGGAGGGGGACAUCCAUUAUUUAUUAAGAGCUGAACACUUAAAAACUCAGUUAAUCUGCUUCAUCUGGACCACAUCAUCUGUUGUUAAAAGAUGAUUGAGAACAGACAUGUUUUCAGGGCCUUUGAGCACGGUGGGUAUUGGUUUGCUUUUUUUAAUCUGUUUGUUUUUAACCCGCUUUGGUGUCAGAUGGUGCAGCUGCUCACACAAGUGCCAAAAAGAAAUAGACAAUCGGGGGAAGCGGAAGCCGUGGCGUUCAGUCAUCUACUUCUCCGUGAGAGUCAAACAUAAAAAAAAGAAGUAUUUCCAACUGCGAUUGUCUGGAUGGUUUCGUGGUACAAGGAUUAUUGUUUCAAAUGCCUCUCAAAAUGAGGCUAACACUGUUCUGGAUUAGGCACCAGCUAUUCGUAAAUACAUCACCAAGUUUGUGCAUGAAGUAGGCUAACUAGUUGAUAGUUUCAAACUUGAGAUAUAGCCUACUAAAUCAUGUUGCACUAUUAAUACUUAAGAACUGUCUGCAGCUUCAUCCGAAAAAAUCCAAAGUCACUGAAGCAUCACAAAAUUCUAGUUUUAGUGGGAUGAUAUAUUAAAUGUAACUAGUAAUCAUUUCUAAAUGUAGGUAAGAAUUUGUUUUGUUUAUGCUAACCUAGCUAAUGUGAUCUGGUCGUUUAUUCUGAUAUUAUAGUCAUGUUUUUUUUUUAUUUAAAAUCUUCCCAAAUGUCAGGUCAGACACUUCAGUCGUAUUAUUACCUCUUCUCUCCAUUCUAUGAAUCAAUAACUUUUUAAAAAUAGUAAAAAAAAAAAAAAACAGUUCAAAAUUAGUUCAUAGGUGGUAGCUUAAAUUCAAAGUACUUCGGUGAUAUUUUAAUUCCGUUAGACAUAAGGUGCAUAUUAAUUUGGACUCGUCAACUGAGACGUAUGGGAGUUUGUCUUGGUGAAAAAAAAACAAAACGCAUUAUGUUCGGACAUUAAUCACAUUGGGUCAAAUGGGUCUAAAUGGGUCUUAUAGCCUAUAAGCAAGCUAACGUGAGCUUUGUCAGUUGGUUGUGUUAGCUACCGUUACGUACAGUCACUAACAGUUACACCCGGAAGUUACACAUAAUAACCAGUUUCUCUAUAAGAACUACUUUGUGUGAUGCAUAAACUUUAAAUUUAGUGAUGUGUUAAUCUCCUAUAAACACUAAACUCAACACUAAACACGACAAGGCUUGAAUUUAUGAAUAGCUGGUGCAGCAGAGUGUUCCAUGUUGUUUUCAGAUAUUAACACACUGUCAUAUUGGACAAUUUUUGAACCGUUAGCUCAAAACCAUCAACCCCCUCUGUAAUCAGUAACACGUAAAAAGUGGAGCAGAUUUCCCCGUUGAAGAUGUAAAAUAGAUUUUUAUUGAGCGUUUUUAUGACUUCUUUCUGUGUCUGUCGUAUCCAGUAUAUAUAUAUAUAUAUAUAUUUAGAUAACUGAACAUGGCAAAUAUUGAAACUUCAGACUUUACCUCAAAUCUUCAUGGGUAUCAGUUUUACUUCAUUGGAAAUGUGUAUUCCCAAUUUUCAGUUGAGGUGUUGAACUUGCAGUCUUGUUAUUUUUUAUAGUUUGAAAUACCCUCCAGAUUAGUGUAAGGGUAGGAGGUACGUGGAGGGCACAAGAGGUGGUGCAACAGUACUGUAAGAUGGGUACUGGGUUUUAAUGAGGGAACAGUAAGUGGCAGAACAAGGGGAGAAAUGUCAGAUCGGCUCUUUAAAAAGAAACAUUAAUGAGGUCAGGAAAUUGUUUUGAAGAUGGCUUUUUAUACUGAACAGUAAAGUUCUUGGCAAGAUGAUGGAGAGUUUUGCUAUGUGUAGGUGGUCUGUGAAAUGUCAGAGAAUGAUGAGAGAAAGUUGGUGGGUGUCAAGUUAAAUACGUUGGUGGUUUUAUGUGAGAUGCUUUUGUGUUUCCUAACACUUGAUUUUGUUACUGUAAAAUAUUUUCCUGUUGUAUAUGUGGCAUCGAGGCACUUCAUAAUUCUCUUUAUAUUUUUGUACGUCAAUCAUAGUUCUUGUUCUGAUCAAAGAAAAUAAUUUAAAAAGAUGUAUAUCCUAAAUGAAUAAAAAGAAGCAAUUCCCAAGCCCUAA
This is a messenger RNA of Epinephelus lanceolatus (giant grouper), 4172 nucleotides long. It is a transcript of the gene rflna, whose product is annotated as refilin A. Gene Ontology annotation, molecular function: filamin binding. Gene Ontology annotation, cellular component: actin filament bundle. Gene Ontology annotation, biological process: skeletal system morphogenesis; negative regulation of bone mineralization involved in bone maturation; negative regulation of chondrocyte development. The record is from RefSeq and is a predicted model, not a curated record. Lineage: Eukaryota; Metazoa; Chordata; Actinopteri; Perciformes; Serranidae.